UUGAGACAGCUCUAAUUAAAUAUAGCAUGGAUGGCUCUCUCCGGUCCGUGCCUCCAAAAUGACAAAGAAAAGAAGGAGCAAUGGUCGUGCCAAAAAGGGCCGCGGCCACGUGCAGCCUAUUCGCUGCACUAACUGUGCCCGAUGCGUGCCCAAGGACAAGGCCAUUAAGAAAUUCGUCAUUCGAAACAUAGUGGAGGCCGCAGCAGUCAGGGACAUUUCUGAAGCGAGCGUCUUCGAUGCCUAUGUGCUUCCCAAGCUGUAUGUGAAGCUACAUUACUGUGUGAGUUGUGCAAUUCACAGCAAAGUAGUCAGGAAUCGAUCUCGUGAAGCCCGCAAGGACCGAACAGCCCCACCCCGAUUUAGACCUGCGGGUGCUGCCCCACGUCCCCCACCAAAGCCCAUGUAAGGAGCUGAGUUCUUAAAGACUGAAGACAGACUAUUCUCUGGAGAAAAAUAAAAUGGAAAUUGUACUUAAAAAAAAA
This is a messenger RNA of Nomascus leucogenys (northern white-cheeked gibbon), 482 nucleotides long. Its product is annotated as 40S ribosomal protein S26-like. Gene Ontology annotation, biological process: translation. Bases 59 to 406 code for a protein of 115 amino acids. NCBI's taxonomy places the organism in Eukaryota, Metazoa, Chordata, Mammalia, Primates, Hylobatidae. The transcript has a single exon. Gene Ontology annotation, cellular component: cytosolic small ribosomal subunit; ribosome. Gene Ontology annotation, molecular function: structural constituent of ribosome; mRNA binding. The record is from RefSeq and is a predicted model, not a curated record.